Messenger RNA from Hordeum vulgare subsp. vulgare (domesticated barley), 1181 nucleotides. RefSeq names its product J domain-containing protein spf31. The transcript is spliced from 9 exons. The record is from RefSeq and is a predicted model, not a curated record. NCBI's taxonomy places the organism in Eukaryota, Viridiplantae, Streptophyta, Magnoliopsida, Poales, Poaceae. Bases 102 to 842 code for a protein of 246 amino acids.
CGGCUCGUGUCUCGUGCCUCCGACGCAACGCGCUCUCGUCUUGCUCCCAGAGCUGGAGCCCACCCGAGCCGCGACACCCUUCUCCUCCUCCCCGCACACCCAUGGGGUCGUCGGAGGCCGACGACGACCAGCUCCUCAAGAGUUUCUUGGCCGAGGUCAGCGAGGCCGAGCGCGACAACGAAGUCCUCAGGAUACUCGGUUGCUUCAAGUUAAACCCUUUUGAGCAUCUUAAGUUGUCUUUUGAUUCUUCUGUGGAUGAGGUGAAGAAGCAAUAUAGGAAGUUGUCACUGUUGGUCCAUCCUGACAAGUGCAAGCAUCCACAAGCACAGGAAGCUUUUGGAGCCCUGGCAAAAGCACAGCAACUCCUACUCGAUCCACAGGAAAGAGGGUACAUUCUGGAUCAAGUUACUUCUGCAAAAGAAGAACUGAGGGCAAAAAGGAAAAAAGAGCUGAGGAAAGACAGCGCAUCCAAGAUAAAAUCCCAAGUAGAUGAGGGAAAGUACGAAGAGCAGUUUGAAAGAUCAGACGAAUUUCAGAAGCAGCUAAUAAUUAAAGUUCGUGAGAUUUUGACGGACAAAGAAUGGCGUCGGAGGAAAAUGCAGAUGAGGAUAUCAGAGGAAGAAGGAAGACUGAAGAAGGACGAGGAGGAAACAAAAGAAAUGUGGAAGAGGAAGAGAGAGCAUGAAGAGAAGUGGGAGGAGACCAGAGACCAGCGAGUCUCUAGCUGGAGGGAUUUCAUGAAGACAGGAAAGAAGGCACGGAAAGGAGAGCUCAAACCUCCGAGGCUCAAGACCGAAGACCCGAACAAAUCUUAUGUUCAGAGGCCAGUAAAGCGUGGUUAAAAGGAAUCGUAUUCAUCUGCACUCGAAGACCAAUCUGUCGGCCAUUCUUGCCGCGACCUGAUCCAAGCCACAGCCUGUCAAGUUAAUCUUUCAGGCUAUAAGCUUGGGUUAUGACUUGUAUGUUCCCAGUGUAGUCAGUGGAACAUAGCAGAUAAUUGUGAGCAAAAUGGCAACAUAUCAUCUACCUAGAGUGGUAUUGGACUAAUGUACCUGUGUAGAAUGCGUUCCUGAAAAAGAAAUUUUCUGUUGAAAAAGAAACACUGAAGUGGAUGUUGGAAUAUGAUCCUUGUUUCAUCAGUAUUCAGUGGAAGUGACGCUAAUAUAUACUCCUAUUUAUCA